AUGUCUUUGAUGAGCCUCUGGCGCCGCUAUCGUGUUGUAAUAAUUUUCCCAACUUUAACUAUCAGUAGUAUUGCUGCAGAUUUAUCGCACACCCGCAAGUGGAAACUGCGCCAGCAGAGGCUCGAAUAAAAUGGUAUUCGGAAUUACGAAACAGUACAUUUUGGCUAUCAUACCGAUGGCCGGGUUUGGUUUCGGCUGGUUUCUGGACAAUAAGGAAACCGAACGCAUGACGAUGUUUCGUGAUAAAAGCGCGUUGUACGGUAGGGUAUUAAAGGAAGGUGAGAGCCCCUCAUGGCCGUAAUAGUGAUCGUUAAUUAUGAUAGUAUGAAAUAUACUGGUUAAUCUCUAA
Messenger RNA from Topomyia yanbarensis, 349 nucleotides. RefSeq lists its product as uncharacterized. The transcript has a single exon. NCBI's taxonomy places the organism in Eukaryota, Metazoa, Arthropoda, Insecta, Diptera, Culicidae. The record is from RefSeq and is a predicted model, not a curated record. Bases 1 to 129 code for a protein of 42 amino acids.